AUGAGAGGUUUCUCGACAGCUUCCCUGGCUGUACUCUUUUUGACUCGGGGAGCUUCCUCGUCUCCACUUGUAACUGGCUCUGAUAUUCUCUUUUUCAAGCCUUUGGACGUCACCACUGACUCGGUACACAACGUCCACGUCAGCUAUGGCGACGAUACAUUCGAAGGCAAGGUCCAAGUGGUGCACGGCGACUGCCAUAUGAGGAGCUAUGGCGAAGCACAUCAUGAGGUUGCCUCUACAUGGAUGGAGCGGUCAAAUCGUCCAAGGCGUUUGAUUUGGAUCGUUCCGGAAAACGCUGUUCAUGGGAGCUGUCUGCAUGCUUAUUCUGGAUCAACGCUUAUUGGACGUAGCGCUCCAAUCACUAUAAGGCAGAACAGGAGGAAGAGAGAAGAGAUAUCAAAAGUUGCUGAUGUGAUGGGACCAUGGUUCGAUGGCGUUGCUUAUAUGCAAGCUAAGCAAAACAAUGCUUCGUUUGUUUCUGCUACGAAGAGCAAGAAGAUCGCCAUCGUUGGAGGUGGAAUGUCAGGCCUGAUGACCAGCCAUCUUCUUGACUCGGUAGGUAUCCACGACUGGCACAUUACAGAGUCCUCGCAACGGAUUGGCGGCCGCAUUCGCACCAAAUACCUCGCUGGAAGUACACCAGAACAAUACCAAUACCAGGAGAUGGGACCAAUGCGUUUUCCGGUUUCGGUCAAGUACGCCGACACGAAUGAGACGCUUGAUAUACAGGAUCACAAGAUGGUAUUCCAACUAGGCGAUGUUUUGAACCAGAUGAACGGUGGCAAUGAUACCAAGCUUGCGGUCAAUUUCAUUCCUUGGAUCCAGAGCAGCCCAAAUGUACCUGCCGACUCGAACGGCUACCGCUUGCCUAACGGUCGUAUUCCAAGUGCCGCUCAGAUCCGAGCAAACGCUUCCUUGGUUUUGCCAGCGGCUCCAUCACCUGAUGAAGAGGCUGAGGCGACAGCGGAGGCAGCUCUGGAGGAGUUCGAGGGCGUCACACCACAACUGCUGCGCAACAUAUCGACCAAUAUGUACAAAGCCCACAAAGAAGCCGUAGAGAACGGCAUGUUCCAUUGGUCAGAAGCUGCGUACCUAAGGUAUGCACUGAAUGUCAGCGCGGAUCUGGUUGAUUACAUGGUCGGAUCCGACGAUAGCCCGAUGUGGGCCUACGACACGGUGUACUUUUCUGCUACGACAUGGCGAACUAUCGACAAAGGGUUGGAGUCCCUCCCUCGGGCCUUUUUGCCCCAUGUCCAGGAUCGUUUGACACUGGGCCGCAAGAUUACUGGCCUGAAGUAUGACAAUGAUACAGGCAGGGUGGCUCUGCAAUGGCGCGAAGAUCCUUUUGCUAUGGAGCCGGAAAGCGAAGAGUAUGAUUACGCCGUCGUUUCCGUUCCGUUUUCGAAGGUCAGACUUUGGAGUCUUCCCAAUUAUUCGUCGCUCUUGUCACGUGCAAUAAGUAGCAUGAACUAUGAGCAGUCGUGUAAGGUCGCUCUGCACUACAAAACUCGUUUCUGGGAGAAGUUAACGCCUCCCAUCAUUGGCGGCUGCGGUGCAGUCGACAUCCCCGGCGUUGGCUCCGUCUGCUAUCCUGCAUACAAAAUCAACUCCACUGGUCCCGGCGUAAUCCUUGCAUCAUACCUGUCCGGUACGCUUGCUCGCUCAGUUGCCGCUCUCAGUACAGCCGACCACGUCGCCUUCAUACAGCGAGCGAUGGUUGAAGUUCAUGGCGAAGUUGCGGCGCAGCAAUUUACCGGUGAAUACUAUCGUCAGUGUUGGGAGACGGACGAGCACCAGGCGGGUGCCUGGGCGUCGCCUACUGUUGGACAGCAAGAGCUAUAUCUUCCUGCCUACUACCGAACCGAGUACAACACCAUCUUUAUGGGCGAACACACGAGCUACACACACGCCUGGAUAUUCUCCGCACUCGACUCAGCGGUACGUGGUACAACUCAAUUGUUGUUGGACAUGGGACUAGUGGAUGAGGCAAAGCAAAUCGUCGAGACCUGGAUGGGGAGGUGGAUUCACGUGUGA
Molecule: messenger RNA, 2034 nt
Organism: Dothidotthia symphoricarpi CBS 119687
Lineage: Eukaryota; Fungi; Ascomycota; Dothideomycetes; Pleosporales; Dothidotthiaceae
Product: L-amino-acid oxidase precursor
Exons: 1
Coding region: 1-2034 (677 amino acids)
Biological process (GO): amino acid catabolic process
Molecular function (GO): L-amino-acid oxidase activity; polyamine oxidase activity
Source: RefSeq, a predicted model, not a curated record